AUGAUUUCACUCAUUCCCUCACUAUCUCAAUAUCGCACUGGUGGGCGAUUAAAAAAACCAUGUUUCCUUGUUUCUAGGAACAAUAGGUAUAUGCGUGUGUAUGUGUAUGCAAGCGAGAGAGAGUGUGUGUGUGUGUGUGUGUGUAUAUUUACUUCCACACGGGUUCUUAUCGCCAACGCAGUGGUUGUUUUAUUUGGUCUUUCUAGUUUCUCUUCAGCGUGGGCCACCCAGGGCGUGCAGUGGACGUUUGAUGUUAGAACUAACAGGACACGUUUAGACAUUUGGGUGUCUGACAACAGACCAAAUGCGAACUUGCUAUCGCUUCAGUAUGUGUAUCUAGGUAGCACUCAAGCAUUCUUUUACGUCCUGAUGACGUUUGUCACCGUCUAUCUCUCCGCUGAGAGAUGCAUUUGUAUUAUACGGGUUCUUAUCGCCAACGCAGUGGUUGUUUUAUUUGGUAUUUCUUGUUUCUCUUCAGCGUGGGCCACCCAGGGAGUGCAGUGGACGUUUGAUGUUGGAACCAACAGGACUCGAUUAGAUAUUUGGGUGUCUGACAAUAGACGUGAUGUCGAAUUGUUCAAUGAUGCUUGUAAUGGAAUGGCACUGCCUGUGUUAGCGGAGAUCAUGAUCCUAGUAUGUACGGGUUUUAUGCUUCAAGGAAUCAGGGACUCAACCAUGUUCAGACAAAGAAACGCAAAGAAAGAGACUUCACAAAAAAGCCUAAAUUGCAGGAAAGACGUCUGUCCAGCAGAAAUCAAAGCAAAUAUAAUUAAAAGAACAACGAUAAUGUCAAGCAAGGACCUGAAACUUACAAAAAUCGUUGUAUUGUUGGCCAUGCUGUUUUUUGUUUGUAACUUGCCUGUUUUUGUCAGCUCUUUUUUGAGAACUUUGAUACCAGAAAUACGUGUGUACGGACGGCAAAAUAAAUUACACGCACUGUUGUAUAGUUUGGUGCUUGAGUUUGGAGUUAUCAACUGUACAGCGAAUAUCCUUGUCUAUUAUAACGCCAGCAGCCGAUAUAGACACGAGUUUAAGAUUCUAUUUAACAGGUUUGGUUUCACGCGAGACCAUAAUUUGCAUUGA
Molecule: messenger RNA, 1083 nt
Organism: Candidula unifasciata
Lineage: Eukaryota; Metazoa; Mollusca; Gastropoda; Stylommatophora; Geomitridae
Source: the annotation of a GenBank genome assembly